This is a messenger RNA of Chenopodium quinoa (quinoa), 3153 nucleotides long. RefSeq lists its product as uncharacterized. NCBI's taxonomy places the organism in Eukaryota, Viridiplantae, Streptophyta, Magnoliopsida, Caryophyllales, Amaranthaceae. The coding region runs from base 1 to 3153 and encodes 1050 amino acids. The record is from RefSeq and is a predicted model, not a curated record. The transcript has 2 exons.
AUGAAAGUAGCACUUUGGAAUUGUAGGGGAUUAGGACAAGCGGACUCCCCUAAAAUUCCUUAUAUAAAUACUCUAGUCCGCUCUUAUGGUUUGGAUGUAGUUUGUCUUUUGGAAACCAUGUUGCCUAUAGAUAUUGUAGCUAAGAAGUUAGUAUCUUUGCCUUUUUUGGGCUACUAUGGCAUUGAUGCUAUGGGCCUUAGUGGUGGUAUGUUUAUAUGUUGGUUUUCUCCUGUAGGUUUAAAGCCUGUUUUUAGUUCCCAAAAUGUAUAUCUCUGUAAAUUGGUGCAAGGAGAUGAAAUAAAAUAUGUAAUGUUUGUGUAUGGUUCGCCUCAUGUUUCUGACCGAUUGGAUGGGGACUUUAAUCAAGUAGAGUAUGUCUCAGAUAAACUAGGUGGCAAUCACAAUAUCUCGGGUCAGAUGGAUUUUAUAAACUGGCGGUUAGGUUUGGAUCUAAUGGAUGUUCCCUUUUCAGGCCCACAUUAUACUUGGACAAAUAAUAGGAAAGACUCCGACCCUAUUUUUGAGCGUUUAGAUCGAGCCUACGGGUCUCCCAACUGGUUUAUAGACUACCCAGAUACCAAGCUUACCCAUCAACCUAUUCUGUUCUCUGGUCAUGCUGCUGUAAUCUUGACGGAUGCAGCUGAUCCAGGAUAUGUUAAGAGUCCCUAUAGAAUUGAGAACUGGUGUCUAUCGGCUCCAGCCAUGCAAGAUAUUAUUCAUUCAGUUUUCUCCUUAUUUUUUCCGGGUUCGCCUAUGUUUGUUUUAUCUCGAAAACUCUCAGUUCCUCGGGACCGUCUCCUCGCGUGGUGUGUUUCUCAUAAGAAAGCCUGGGGAAUCAAUUGGAAACAAAUAAUAUUUGAAGUUCAACAAGCCUCUCAAUCCCUCAACUCUCGGAUGGAUAGGUGUUUGUUCCUUUCUAUCAAAAAUGAAAGAGUAGAACAAGCUCAUGUGGCUUAUAUCUUCUGGCAACAGCGGGCAAAGGUUAAAUGGGACUCUUUAGGUGAUUCUCAUUCUCGUCUCCUGUUUUCUUCAGUUCAAUCACGAAAAAGGAAAAACAGAAUAUUCGGACUUCGAGACUCAGCUGGCUGUUGGCACAGUGAUCAAGAUCAGAUUGCCUCCAUUACUCUUGAUUUCUACAAAGACUUAUAUUCGGUGUCAGAUUGUUCUUCUUCUCAUGACUCCGAAUGGUGGGACAGUCUUCAGUUACCCUCGUUGUCCACAGUUCAGCAAGCCUUUUUGAUGCGACCUUUUACCUCGGAAGACAUUAAAAAUGCUAUUUUUAGCAUUGAUGAUAGUAAAUCUCCAGGCCCGGAUGGAUUCCCGUCGGCUUUUUUUAAAUCUUCAUGGCAUAUUGUCGGUCCCUCGGUGAUCGCAGCAGUCCAACAUUUUUUUGCUCAUGGUUAUAUGUUGAAAGAUUGGAAUCGCACAUUUCUAGCUUUGCUUCCAAAGGUAGAUCAUCCGGAAUUUAUUUCUCAAUUUCGUCCCAUAGGCUUGUGCAACGUAAUUUACAAAUGUGUUGCAAAGUGCUUGACUGCCCGCCUUCGUCUGGUUUUACCAAGCUUAGUUGCAGAUUUUCAAAAUGCGUUUGUUCCGAGUCGUCUUCUGUCGGAUAAUGCCUUAAUAGCUCAUGAAGUAAUUUCUUACAUGAACAAAUCAAAGGCAAGGAUGAGGUUUUUUGCAGCAAUCAAAUCAUAUAUGAAUAAGGCCUAUGAUAGGGUAAAUUGGGAUUUCCUGUGUCGGUUGCUUCAAGCUUAUGGGUUCCCUCCUUACUGGAUCCAUAUUAUCCGUCAGUGUUUCUCUACGGUCUCUUAUCAAGUUCUGGUAAAUGGAAAUCCUCUCAAGGCCUUUCGUCCGCAAUGUGGUCUUCGACAAGGCGAUCCUCUUUCUUCUUAUUUAUUUGUUCUCUGCAUGGAAAUCCUGUCGGCUAUGCUCCGAAAGGCUAAAAUGGAUUCUCUUUUUAAGGGAAUCUGCAUUUCUCGUGGCGCUCCUUCGAUAUCCCAUUUAUUUUUUACUAAUGACUCAUUGUUUUUUUUUCAAGUAACUCCGGAGGCAAGUGAGAAUCUUACGACUCUUUUAUCGGACUUUUGUUCAUUAUCAGGACAACGUUUGUCGACCUUUGCUUCUCUGGGCUUAUUUGCGGCUGCAAAGUUGGUCAUCAUAAAUUCAGUACUAGUCGCUUCGUUCAAUCAUGUUCUCUCCGUGUUUCAAGUUCCUUCUUCGAUCUGUUCGAAGGUCGAUAAUCGGUUAGCUCGUUUGUGGUGGAAGUCCGAUUCUCAUACUCGGGGUCUAGCCUUAAGAUCCAAAUCUCUUUUACACCUCCCUAAGGGUAUGGGUGGUCUGGGCAUUCGAAGUCUAAAUUCUUUUAACUCUGUUCUUCUGGCCCGUCAGAGUUGGCGCAUUCGUCAUCACCCUCAGCUUCUGGUAUCUCGGCUUUUAUCUGCCAAGUAUCCGACUCUUCGUCUUAAUCAAGCUACACGGAUUCCCGGUUCUUCCUGGGGCUUUCAGGGCUUGUUGAAAGGCUUUUCUGUUCUAUCCAAUGGUAUAGCCUGGAAGGUGGGUUCUGGUUCUCAAGUACGUUUGACGGAAGACUCUUGGGUUCCUGGGGACCCUAUUUCUUUUCGUGACAAUAUUGGGAUGUCUCAUCCAUCUCAUGUUUCCUUUAUUAUUAAUCCGCGUUCUUACGCGUGGGACACUUCUAAGAUCCGUCAGUUGUUUGAUUCUUUGACAGCCUCUCGUAUUUUAGCUCUGGAACGUCCUAGUAGACCAAUGGAUGAUUUUGUGUACUGGAAGUUUUCUAAAGAUGGUCGAUUCUCAACCAAGUCAGCCUACGCAAUGGUGGUUUCUGGUCAACACUAUUCUGGUGUUGUCUAUUCCUUUUCUCCUUCAUGGUGGAAAGUGUUUUGGGGUUUACCCCUCCUACCAAAGUUGCAAUGCUUUUGUUGGAAGUUCCUUCAAAAUGCGUUGCCUCUAAUGAGGUUUUGCGAUCAAGGGGAGUUCUGGUGGAUCCUACUUGUGUCUUCUGUCUUAGCGCUCCAGAGACUUCAGAUCAUCUUUUUCGAGAUUUCUCCUUUGUUUCAGCUAUCUGGUCCUCCAUUCCAAGGUUUUCAACGCUCGUUGUUCGUCAAGAUAUAUCGAUCUUGGAUUGUUUUGUGA